GGUCCUUUCCGGUGUUGACGUUACUAGCGCCAGCUGUCAGUGGAAGCUAGCAACACUAUGCUAUCGCUCCUAGCGCGUUAUUUAGAGGAUUUUUAAUGAUUAUUUUUACACUUUCCAGUAUUAAUCGUAAUCAUCGCUAGCACUGAAUUUAAACUAACUAACUAAACAGAUGUACAAAUAUUUUUUUUGCGUAUUUUGUGUUGAUCUGUGCUCAGAGUUGAGGUUAGCUGUAGCUAAGCUAGCUUGUUGUUAGCUGCGGACCGAUCUGGUGCAGACAGGUUUUGCACUGCAGACACAGCUUCUCUUGUUUGGGAAGUCAUUGUUCACGGGCAGGAAAGUUGAGUUUUAUAUAUAAGGACUGUAAAGAACCAUGCAGCUUUAUUACAAAGCUGAUGAUAUACUGCAAACAUGCAAUGCUUUAAAUGAUCCUUUCGCAGCAUUAUGAAUUUAAACCAGUAACGUUGGAUCAGUAACAUAGUAAUUAGACUUUAAGUCACCCGAAUGCAUUUUAUCUUAAAUCCAUCUUAGCUGUUGUAUUGUAAAAGGUGUAUUUACCAAUCGCGUGGUAUAACAACUGUGUUUAUUUGAGGUGAUCGUUUGUUUGAAUCAGCAAACAUGGACAAGAAAUCAUUUGAUAUAGUCUUGGAUGAGAUAAGAAAGUGCGUCCUGACCGAUCAGCGGAUCAAAGCCAUAGAGCAGGUGCAUGGAUACUUCUCCAGUGAGCAGGUGAUGGAGAUACUGAAGUACUUCUCAUGGGCAGAGCCGCAGAUCAAAGCAGUAAAAGCUCUGCAGCAUAAAAUGGUUGCAAUCCCGACAACCAAAGUUGCAAAUAUCCUAAAUUGCUUCACCUUCUCAAAGGAUAGACUGGUUGUCCUGGAACUAAUAGCUUUGAACAUUUCAGAUGCUCAAAAUUAUCGUCCUGUUGAGGAUCUGUUUCGCAUACACUUGUCUGAGAAGAAGCGGGCUCGCCGGAUACUGGAGCAAGUAUGUAAGGUUGGCUGCAAGGCUCCUGUAGCCAUGAUCUCCUCCUGUGGUAUGAUACCAGGAAAUCCAUACCCUAAAGGCAGACCCAGCCUGGUCAGUGGCACAUUCCCUGGAAUCCCUCCAGUAAAGAAAGAAAAUGAGAAGAAAGAGGACAAUUCCAACAAUCACGAGGGGAAAGGCAUUUCUGCUCGUAUUAUUGGACCUUUCAAACCUUUUCCCUCAACCUACAACCCUCACCGGCCUGUGCCCUACCCUAUACCACCGUGCAGACCCCACGCCACCAUCGCACCAAGUGCGUACAACAACGCAGGCCUUGUUUCUGUGGGAGGGGUUAUAACCAGCAGCGUGCCCCCUCCCCCCUACAACUCCACCCACAAAGUAGCAGGUUACGCCAAACCAGGCAAUCCGCUGCACACCACACCUGGAGUCAACAGCGGGCCCCUCCUCAUUCCUCACGGUUCCACGCCUUCUACCCCCAUCCCACCUCAGGCUUCUCCUUCUCAGCCAACUCCCACAACCCCUAUCACACCAGUUUUCCCAGGCAUGGUGCCCUCUCACAACCCUAAUGCCCCGUCUCCCUCCCCUGUUCUAUCCCCGUCUGUGAUCAAAGCAGGUCCACAGACCCCCAGUGGCCACACUACACCUACACCCUCCUCUGUCAUUAGAGCCCACACCCCUUCAGGCACCCCUUGUGGAACUCCUGUCCCGGGCAGCGGGGGCUUCUCCCCUUCACCCUUCCAUUCCAUUUCCCGACCGGGCACCCCUGCUACCUCCCGCAGCGGCCCAGACCCCUUAUCUCAGACGAACUCCAUGGGCUCAACUCAGCAGAGGAGUUUUUCGCAGUCCGCAGACCACCAGUCAGGACCCACACACCAUGGCAUACACCCACAAGCAGGUAACCCCUCUGGGUCAGUGAUCCGAAGCUACACCCCCUCUGGACCAUCCACUCCAGUUAUUCCGAGCUGUUCCACCCCGGGCCUCAGUCCCAAACCCUCCCCAGCUCACGUCGCACAGAUCCAGGCCGCCAUGGCCGCGGCUGGAGUCCUGAACAGACACACUGGAGGUAGUAACAGUGGCAGUAACAGCCCCGUGCCCUCUGCUUUCAAGGGCACCUCUCGCUCUGGCACGCCGUCUGUUAGCUCUCUUAUGGUACAAGGUUCUGCCCAGGCUGCCCUGGCACGUUCCUUGGGUCUGUCACACCCCUCUGGUUCUCCUCAAGUCUCUCUCUCUAGUCCCGUUGCUCUCUCCGGCUUCCAAGCUCUGUCCUCCAGCCCAGCGCCCUCUCACUACCCCGGCCUGUCCCCUUUCUCCUCCCUUACGUCCUCUCUCCCUGCUUCCUCCAUGUCUUCAUCCAUGCCUCCCACUACCAACAUGUCUACCCAUCCACCAACCUCCAUGUACGCAGGCCUGGCUCCCAGCGGUGGCCCCGGUGGAGCCUCACCGUUCGGUCUGGGCCUCACCUCUGCCGCCUCUAUGUUCCCAGGCCUUCCGCCUGGCGCUAACCCCGCCACCUUCCCAGGGUUGGGGGUUUCAGGAGGACACGGCGCGGGGAGCCCCGUGUUGUCUUCAUUCAUGGGACUUGCAGGAGCCUCUUCGUCUUCAGUAGCAUCGGUGGCACCACUGCAGGCCGCAGCAGCCGCAGCAGCAGCCGCAGCUGGAAUUCCAUCAUCAUCGCCGGUUUUACCAGGCUUUGCGUCUGCUUUCAGCUCCAACUUCCAGCCUGGGUUGAGCAGUGGACUCCAGCCUCCAGGAAGCAGCGGGUUCCCCGGCUUGCUGUCCUUCCCGGGGGUACCAGGCUUCUCUCCCUCUGCCUCUCCUGCUACCCUCAGUGGCCUCCACAACCAAGCCAUGCAGUCUGCCCUGCUGCAGGCUCAUCCAAAUUCUGGUUUGGAGGGCUUUCCUCCUCAGCCCAACAGCUUCACCAACUACCCUCAAGGCCCAGGAAACCCCUUCCCCCUGCAGCCAGGCCUGCACCCCACGUUGGGUUGGCAGUGAAACCCCACAAUACACUUUGAAACACGCCGGCCCCUAUCGUACACCCUGCCCUGCACCCUGAGCAGUUGACACGUUUUUAUUUUUUUGGCCUUGAACCGUGAAGAGCACUGGGCAGAUUAGAGAGGUUCAAUAAUGUGUAUGUUACAACCAGAAUCACUUAUACUACUACUACUACUACAGGAAACACUAUCAUGAAAACAGUUGAAAUAGUAUGUUGGGGGAGAUUUCCUAUAGUAUUCAUAGUGUAAAUAUCAGUUGUUAGGUUUUACAAGUAGACAGGUUUUAAUGUUAGCUGGACUUGGCUGUUUUUAAUCAAGUUUAUCAACAUUUAUUAGUGAAUAAUGAAUUAUAGAAAUGAAAUUGAAAAAUGUACAUGAUAUCAUGUAAUGAAUGGACAGUAUCCUCAUGUAGUAUUUCAUGUCCAGUCUCAGUGGAAAGGACAAGUGUAUGAUAACUGAUUGUCCUGAAUUGAAUAAUGUAUGACAUUUUUAGUUGACUUAUGGCAUAUUGAGCCGAAUGACGCAGUCAUAAUUAUGAAGUGGGCACACCAUAAAUAUUUUUUAAUCCUUGUGCUGUGUGAAGGGGGGGAGCGUCGUACACAACAUCUGCCAGUUCCACUCACGUUUGUGUUAUUUUCAGUGAACACACACUCGUGGCUGUCAGCAGUUUACUGUGAUUUCAUAUGUUUACAAAGUUUGUUUGACAGACGUCACCCUGUUAGUGCUAUUAUUCCAGUAUUUGGCCAGAUAUACUGUAUGCAAAUGUUUCUGAGAACAAGCAUUAUGUUGAUUGAUGUAUGGACUCGAGAUAUAAAACAUCUGUAUUCUUCAGUAAUGCUUUGCAACAUAGUGAGAACUGUAAUUUUACCUCAUUUACUGUACACCUCAGUACACUCAGACACGUUGUUUGUUGCCCUGUGUUGUUUUUUGUCUCCUUUUUUUUUGUAUUUGAACCUGUUUUAUUGUUUUGUCAGUAAACUGCUGGUUGCUGUAGCUGUUGCUGUAUCUCUAUUCUGUGCAUUUCAUGAAAGCCCCUUAAAUAGAAUAACUAAAUAAUGUUUAGAUAAAUCAUGACAGCUAGACUUGCAGGUCCUAUAGUUGAAUGCCAGCUGUUUAUUUACUUUUAAAGAGGUGUAACAAUCAUCACCUAUUUAUGUGACUUUUUAAUAAAAUAUCAAAAGAGGUUGAAAAGUCUGAUAGAUUGCAAGUGCUCUAGGCUAAAAAAAAAAGAAAAAGCUAAUGUGGUAAAGGAACAUCCUUGUGGACAUAUUUUAUUGUAUCCGCAAAGUUAAGGUCAAAGUGUCUUGGUCAGAAAAAUCCUCUAUUAAGAGGAUAGUUAUUAAUUGUUAUUAUUGCAAAAUACAGCCUCAAAAGUGACCAGAUAACUGAAUAUGUACUUAUGGAUGUGACAUAUACCUUAAUUGAUAUGCAAUUAUUCUGUUUUCUGUUAUUUUAUCCAACCAUCAGUAUUAUAACCAUUUUACGGCCUACUUACAGUUCAUUUAUGGCUCUGCACGGUGCUUAUCAUGAGCAUCCGUAGUAUUGCUCAACACACAAGUGAUGCUAUCAGUCAGCUGACAAUUUGUCAUGACUCUCCAACACCCAGUCAUGGGAUCUCACUGGAGCAUUACCAAUUUUUUUUUCCAUUCAUACCUUGACCACUGAUAUCUCUUUAACCAAACCUACUGAAUUAACAUCAUUUUAUUAACUCUGGAUAUUAAAAACAUAUUCUUAAAAG
Sebastes umbrosus (honeycomb rockfish) is the source of this 4716-nucleotide messenger RNA. RefSeq names its product proline and serine rich 1 (gene proser1). The record is from RefSeq and is a predicted model, not a curated record. The coding region runs from base 616 to 2979 and encodes 787 amino acids. The transcript has 12 exons. NCBI's taxonomy places the organism in Eukaryota, Metazoa, Chordata, Actinopteri, Perciformes, Sebastidae.